Molecule: messenger RNA, 1941 nt
Organism: Suncus etruscus (white-toothed pygmy shrew)
Lineage: Eukaryota; Metazoa; Chordata; Mammalia; Eulipotyphla; Soricidae
Gene: ACOT7
Product: acyl-CoA thioesterase 7
Exons: 9
Coding region: 358-1701 (447 amino acids)
Biological process (GO): palmitic acid biosynthetic process; acyl-CoA metabolic process
Cellular component (GO): cytosol; nucleoplasm; extracellular exosome
Molecular function (GO): long-chain fatty acyl-CoA binding
Source: RefSeq, a predicted model, not a curated record
GGGGGCGUCCCCCCAAGAGAAUGUCCAAAGCCGGGUCUGCAAAUCCCACCCCAACCACUGCCUCCUGGUCUUUUGGGGAGGAGGCCCCAUCUGUGCCCUGAGAGCCACCGUCUGCAGCAGGGCGGGACUUUGUUCUUCCGGUCCUGUCUGUCCCUCCGUCUGUGCCAGUUGGCCACGCACUGCCCUGGCCCAGGUGGAGCAGCUCUGAGACGGAUCACCGAUCACCCACCGAACGGCCCCCAGUCCCGGCCCUUUGCAGCCAGCUCCGCUCUGUCCUUUGCAGCCAGCCCCACCCCAUUCCGGCCUUUCCUCUCCGGGGCUUCUGACUCACUCGUCCUGGUGUCCCCAGCCCGGCCUAUGGGGGAGUCGCAGUCCCAGCAGCCUGUCCUCGUGGACGACCCGGAAGCCGGCCUGGCCCCAGCAGCAGGCCGGAGGGGCGGGCCCCGGGGAUCUGCUCAUUCAUUCCGCCGGGGAGGACCAGCCAGCAGCCGGGCCAAGGCUCGGAACCACCGCCGGGCCAUGACACUCCUGGCCGCCGCCCGGGCCUUGCGCCUGCCCGCCCUGGCCAGGUCCGCUGUCCCUGCCCGCAGGCUCCCUGCUGCUGCAGCUUCCACCGGGUGUCUGGGGCCCGGGACCUCCCAGCGCCCCGAGGCUGGAGGUCCAGGCUGGGCUUCAGUGCAAGCCCUGGGAGCCAGGCUCCAGGUGCCACUGUCACCCUGCGUGACGUCCAGGAUUAUGCGGCCUGACGAUGCCAACGUGGCAGGGAACGUGCACGGGGGGACCAUCCUGAAGAUGAUCGAGGAGGCAGGUGCCAUCAUUAGCACCCGCCACUGCAACAGCCAGGAAGGGGAGCGUUGCGUGGCUGCCCUGGCGCGUGUGGAGCGCACGGACUUCCUGUCCCCCAUGUGCAUCGGCGAGGUGGCGCACGUGAGCGCCGAGAUCACCUACACGUCGCGACACUCGGUGGAAGUGCAGGUGCACGUCAUGUCUGAGAACAUCCUCACAGGGAACAAGAAGCUGACGAACAAGGCGACGUUGUGGUAUGUGCCCUUGUCCCUGCACAACGUGGACAAGGUCCUGGAGGUGCCGCCCGUGGUGUAUUCCCGACAGGAGCAGGAGGAGGAAGGCCGCAAGCGGUACGAGGCCCAGAAGCUGGAGCGCAUGGGGACGCGGUGGAGGGACGGGGACAUCGCGCAGCCCGUGCCCAACCCCGAGCCCAACACGGUCAGCUACAGCCAGUCCAGCCUGAUCCACCUGGUGGGGCCCUCGGACUGCACUCUGCAUGGCUUCGUGCAUGGAGGGGUCACCAUGAAGCUCAUGGACGAGGUGGCUGGCAUCGUGGCUGCGCGGCACUGUAAGACCAACAUCGUGACGGCCUCAGUGGACGCCAUUAACUUCCAUGACAAGAUUAGGAAAGGCUGUGUCAUCACCAUCUCGGGCCGCAUGACCUUCACCAGCAACAAGUCGAUGGAGAUAGAGGUGUUGGUGGAUGCCGACCCUGUGGUCAACGACACGCAGAAGCGCUACCGGGCGGCCAGCGCUUUCUUCACCUACGUGUCUCUGAGCUCCGAGGGCCGGCCACUGCCCGUGCCGCAGCUCUUGCCCGAGACGGAGGACGAGAAAAAACGCUUCGAGGAAGGCAAAGGCCGGUACCUGCAGAUGAAGGCCAAGCGCCAGGGCCAGCCGCAGCCACAGGCCUAGGUGGACGGCCCGGCCCGCCCCUCCCAUGGCCCCCCUCGGCCAAGCCCCCUCACCCCCCUUCAUGUCGGAGCUGGUGUGGUAUCCAGUGUUUGUCUCUCAGUAUUAACUUGACUCCUGAAACCCGAACACCAAAGCUUUAUUUAUGUCAUCACUGUGGCGGCCCUGGGCCCUCGCAGCCCAGCCACAGUCAUGCGCUUGGAAAGAAUCUGGCCUCACCAAUAAAACUGCUGUUUGGCUGGA